AUGUUAGGCACCGCGUUAUCUUGUCCGCGGUCGACUUUCGCGAGAGCACGGAACCUGUCCAAGUCCAGGCGCGCAAGUUUGAAUUCAAUUUCUGGGGGGUGGAGCUAUGGCGCUGUUCCUUCUCUUGCUGCCAUUCACAGCAGCAGCAACAGCACCAGCAACAACGGAUGCAGCAGUAGCUACACCAGAAUUUUAAAUGGCCCUGGGAGCCACAAUUGUUUUGUUGCAACCGCACUAGAUCUGCAAAGAGUCGAAAAUAGUGCUGCAGGAAAGCCAAAGCGUUUACCUAGUUUCUUGUACACCACAGGAUCGACAUGCCGACCCCCAACUGCGCCUCUUCGUGCUCUCCCCCUACCAGACUUAUCCUUUCGGCACUCCCAGGUUCCUGGGGCUUCUUUGUUUCCCAUUUUCAGUGUGCAUACACCUGUUUCUUUUUCGCGCCGUUCAUUUUCGUCCACGUCGGAACUUGAGCGAGUCUUUGGGGAUGGCUAUUCAGCUUUCCGGGUUCCGGUGCGCUGGAACUCCCGCAAUUUAGAGUUCUACGUUUGUGGUCUAGACCCCGACGGGGCUUUGACGGGCAACAGUUCAGCCACGUCUGCAGUCGCUGCUUUUACGGCGCUGCGGCCAGAUCUGGUGUUUGUGGGUUUGGGCCAUUUAGACUUGGAGAAAAUCUAUGAAACGUUUUCGAGAGAGAAGCUGGUGCGGUCUGGCGUUGCUGAGCAGGCCGGAGAUGUGGUCAAGAGGGACAAUGGUCAGUUCAUUCCUUUGAUCCAGCACUUGCUGCUGCAACAUCAUGCUCCGUUUUAUCUCAUAGGUAGAGAUAGGCUGGUGGAAAUGGGCGCGCUGGGCCAGCAGCUGUUCUGGAGGCCUCGGGAGCUUUACGGUUUGGUUUUAAAGCUGAUUGCGGGGAAAAAAGAAAAAGAAAAGCUAACCCCCUCUAUUAAACAAGUGCUGGAGGAAGAUGGCUCCGAGUUCGCGUUGCUUAAAGUCCACCAGCUGCUUUAUGAGUGGCAUUCGACACAAAAGAAAAAAGCACAGCCACAAGAGUUCACUGAGAGCUCAUUUGUGAAGAAGUGGCUAAUUGGGAGGAACAAGAGCGAAUGCGCUCUGCGCAUGCGCGCGAAACAACUGGAGCUGGCGCAGCCCCCACUUUCAGCGCCUCUGCGUUCCAAGCUGGCUUGGCGCAUUUUGGUGGUCUGUGAUUUGGCGAUGCAGCAGCGGCUGGCGCUUCGCCUUAAGCACGAAUUGACCAAUUUGAGAGGCAAAGAACCAAUGUUCGAGAGGAUGCGUGCGCUUGAAGACACAAGCGCCACCAGGUUUCAUUUGUGUCUCGUUCUCUACCUGCUCCUGCCCCUGCUAACCAUCUUCCGGCUACUGUGGAAAGCCGCAAAGAGUGCAUAUAUCAAGUAUUGGGUGGUUGGAAGCACCGUAUCUGUCAGCGGUGACGAGCUGCUGUCGAGGCUAAGCGGGGGCGAAACAGCAGUUGGUACGGAAAAGGAGAACAGAGCAGAAAGGAGACGAAAACUUGAAGUUGUGGAGUCGAGGUGGAUGGGACUAAAACAUACCGUGAGAGACACGUCCAGAGACUGA
Messenger RNA from Eimeria necatrix, 1590 nucleotides. RefSeq lists its product as hypothetical. The coding region runs from base 1 to 1590 and encodes 529 amino acids. The transcript is spliced from 3 exons. NCBI's taxonomy places the organism in Eukaryota, Apicomplexa, Conoidasida, Eucoccidiorida, Eimeriidae. The record is from RefSeq and is a predicted model, not a curated record.